GAAACAGUUUAAUUCUUUGGUAGAAAAGUAUUUUAAAAGUGAUAAAAAUUCUUUUCGCUACAUCAAAUAUCAAUAUGAAAGGAAUUACAAUCCCCAACAAGAUCAGAUGGACAUACAUAUCCAAGGAGUUCUAAUUCUCAAAGACGCAACAAGAAUUGGAAAAUAUUUAAAAGCUGGUGAAAAAAAUAGAAAAAAAGAUAUUGCUUUAGGUGUUAAAGGUCUUUUACAAAUGAAUAAACCUCAUUUUGAAGGUGUUGUAAGCAUUGAAGACUCUGUUCGUUAUACUGGAAAAGAUUAUAACAAAUGCUCAUUACAUUACAAGAAGCCCAUUAAUCCAAAUGAUUCAAAAAGCAAACUUAUGCACUGUCGAUAUGAUUAUUUUGAUCUAGACAAACAUUGUGAAUGGUGCAAUGAAGGUUGUAAGAAAUAUAGAACUUGGGCAAAAUAUGAUUCAGAAUCUGAACCUUUUGAAUUUGGAACUUAUAAGGCAAAAAAUAUUACAAAAACUAGAAAGAAUAAUAAUUCAAAUAAAACUCUUGAAGAUGAUUAUUUAGAAGAAGUUAUUCAAGAUAUCUUAGAUGGGAAGCUUACUAAAGAUCAAAUUCUUGUCAAAUAUGCAAAAAAAAACAAACAGUGGGUUAAAAACAAUCCAGAGUUUGUUGAAACUAUGUGUAAUGCUGUAAAAAAAGUAGAAAACUUAAAUGACAAUCAUGAAAGAUGUUGGAAAUCUUGCAAUAUUUAUGUUUUUGGUUAUCCGCGUACAGGGAAAUCAUAUCUUUUUCAUAUUCUAUUUCCUAAAGCAUAUGAGAAACCAAGCGAAGAUUCAAAGUGGUGGCCAAACUUUAAUGGACAAGAAGAAGUAAUUAUCAAUGAGGUAGAUAGAAAUUAUUUUAAAUGGAAAGAUUUAUUAAAUAUUUUAGAUCGUGGUAAAUAUAGUGUGCAAGUAAAAGGAUCACAUAUUAAUUAUGCGCCAAAAAUUCAAUGUUUUACUUCGAAUGUGCCAUUAGAUGAAUUGUAUCGAUUUAAUGAAAAUGAAAAAUAUAUAUCAGAAGAAAAAGGAUUUAAAAAAACAAAUAGGAAAUAUUUUUUAGCAUUAAUAGAUAGAUUUGAUUAUGUUAUUGAAUAUUACAAAUAUAGAGAUGAUGAGACACCAGUAUGUGAAAACGAAUGUAUUUGUUGUAAAGUAAAAAGAAUAUUUCAUAAGGGUUUUAAAGCUUCUUUCAACAAUCAAGAAUUUGAGAUAGAGUUUAAUGACAAAGUAGAUGAAAAAUCAAUAAUUUCUAUAACACAAAAAAAAGAUGGAUUACUUUUUAAAAAAAGUAACAGAUACUAUUGGCAUCCAGAGUUUAAAUUUAAUAAAACAAAAUUUAUUUUGACAGAUUGUGAGAACUUCGAAGAAUUAUUUAAAUCUGAUACUACAAAAAAUAAAGAGAUUAAUAUGAAUAUAGAAGAAAACUGGAAUCCACAAAUUGAAUCUAGCACAUCUCAUAUUCAGGUUCAAGAAGAAGAAUCAAGUGAAGAAGAUUUAUCAGAUAUUAAUUCUGAUGAUUCAGAUUAUACACGUAAAAAAAAGAAAGGCAAAUCAGUUGUUGAUUCCAUUACUAAAAAUUUAAUAGCAGAAAAAGAAUCAGCAGAUCUUGAACAAGCUAUUAUCCAGUCAAAUUACGUAGAAUUAAACAACAAAUCACAAGAUCCAGAAGAAUUUUUAUCAGAAUCAGAAUUGUACGAAUCAGAUGUUAUACUUGAUAUUUCUGAAGAUAUGCCAAAAAAUACUAAGAAACGCAAGCAUAUAGAUGAUAAUAUUUCUAAAAAUUUUGAACAAAAAAACAAAGAUAAUCCUGAAUUUAAACAGUUAAAAAGAUUAUUUAAGUAA
Messenger RNA from Dentiscutata erythropus, 1873 nucleotides. NCBI's taxonomy places the organism in Eukaryota, Fungi, Glomeromycota, Glomeromycetes, Diversisporales, Gigasporaceae. The record is from the annotation of a GenBank genome assembly.